Molecule: messenger RNA, 3206 nt
Organism: Meriones unguiculatus (Mongolian gerbil)
Lineage: Eukaryota; Metazoa; Chordata; Mammalia; Rodentia; Muridae
Gene: Pik3r2
Product: phosphoinositide-3-kinase regulatory subunit 2
Exons: 16
Coding region: 527-2701 (724 amino acids)
Biological process (GO): phosphatidylinositol phosphate biosynthetic process; insulin receptor signaling pathway
Cellular component (GO): phosphatidylinositol 3-kinase complex
Molecular function (GO): 1-phosphatidylinositol-3-kinase regulator activity; protein binding
Source: RefSeq, a predicted model, not a curated record
CCGACCCGAGUGCGCUCGGCUAUUUCCGCCUGGAGGCGGGCCGGGCGGCUUGGAGCCGCGGCGACGGCGGCUGACGCAGGGAUCCCGCGGCUGCGGCGACAGCGGCGGCAGUGGUGGUAGCGACGACGGCCGCAACUGGGCUGGUGUCCCUGCUGAGCAUGGUAGCAGCCCGUGGUCUGGGUCUCCUCAUCUGCUGUCAGGCACUUUCUGAAGAGCCAGCCAGCUUGGAUACCCACAGCUUGGCUCAUGACGGAGUGAUCCGCCUGUCCAAGCCCAGCCAUUUGAUGGCGGAUACCAGCUGAAUGAUCUGAGAGAACACCAGAGACAUCCUCGCACAGGUGACUGAAUGGUGGACUCUGUGACAAGUGGCUUUUGGUAAUGGCCAGCUAGGCAUGUGCGGCCCCUGAGGUCGCCUGUGACUUCGGAAGUAGAGAUCUGCAAGCCUAUCACAAGGCCUGCCUUAGCCCAUGGGGCCUCUGGAGCCCCCGGGAGCCACGUGACUGUCCAGACACCCCCAGGCCCAGCCAUGGCAGGGGCUGAGGGCUUCCAGUACAGGGCUGUGUACCCAUUCCGCCGGGAGCGGCCUGAGGACCUGGAGCUGCUCCCUGGAGACCUCCUGGUGGUGAGCCGGGUGGCCCUGCAGGCCCUGGGCGUGGUGGACGGAGGAGAGCGCUGCCCACACACCGUGGGCUGGAUGCCGGGCUUCAACGAGCGCACCCGGCAGCGAGGGGACUUCCCGGGAACCUAUGUGGAGUUCCUAGGACCCGUGGCCCUGGCUCGACCAGGCCCUCGCCCACGAGGCCCCCGUCCUGUGCCUGCCAGGCCCGUGGAUGGGCCCUCAGAGUCAGGCCUCACACUGGCAGACCUGUCCGAGCAGUUCUCCCCACCUGACCCUGCUCCCCCCAUUCUGGUGAAGCUGGUAGAAGCCAUCGAGCAAGCAGGGCUGGACAGUGAAUGCUACUGUAAGCCGGAGCUGCCCGCACCUCGGACAGACUGGUCCCUGAGUGACUUGGAACAGUGGGACCGCACCUCCCUGUACGAUGCUGUCAGGGGCUUCCUGCUGGCUCUGCCUACAGCCGUGGUGACGCCUGAGGCCGCGACAGAGGCAUACCGGGCGCUGCGGGAGGCUGUGGGUCCAGUGGGGCCCGUGCUGGAACCGCCGACGCUGCCACUGCACCAGGCGCUCACGCUGCGGUUCCUGCUGCAGCACCUGGGCCGAGUGGCCCGCAGAGCGCCUGCGCCGGGCACAGCUGUUCGUGCACUGGCCAGUGUCUUCGGGCCUCUGCUGCUGCGCACGCCUCCGCCUCCCCCGGGGCUCGAUGCUGAUGGGAGCGAGCCUGCGCGGGACUUGCCCCUGCUGCUCCUGGAGAGGCUGGUGCAGGAGCAGGUGGACGAGCAGGACGCCGCCCCCCCAGCACUGCCACCAAAGCCACCCAAGGCCAAGCCGGCCCCCACCGCCGUGGCCAAUGGUGGGAGCCCACCUUCACUUCAGGAUGCCGAGUGGUACUGGGGGGACAUCUCCAGGGAAGAGGUGAAUGAGCGGCUCCGGGACACCCCUGACGGCACCUUCUUGGUCCGAGAUGCAUCCAGCAAGAUCCAGGGAGAGUACACGCUCACCCUCAGGAAAGGCGGGAACAACAAGCUGAUCAAAGUCUUCCACCGGGACGGCCACUAUGGCUUCUCAGAGCCCCUCACCUUCUGCUCUGUGGUAGAGCUCAUCUCCCACUACCGCCAUGAGUCACUGGCCCAGUACAACGCCAAGCUAGACACGCGUCUCCUCUACCCCGUGUCCAAGUACCAGCAGGACCAGGUGGUGAAGGAGGACAGCGUCGAGGCUGUGGGUGCCCAGCUCAAGGUCUACCACCAGCAGUACCAGGACAAGAGCCGAGAGUACGACCAGCUCUAUGAGGAGUACACCCGGACCUCACAGGAGCUCCAGAUGAAGCGCACAGCCAUAGAGGCCUUCAACGAGACCAUCAAGAUCUUCGAGGAGCAGGGCCAGACACAGGAAAAGUGUAGCAAGGAGUAUUUGGAGCGCUUCCGGCGAGAGGGCAAUGAGAAGGAGAUGCAGAGGAUCCUGCUGAACUCUGAGAGGCUCAAGUCUCGGAUUGCGGAAAUCCAUGAGAGCCGCACGAAGCUGGAGCAGGACCUGCGGGCGCAGGCCUCAGACAACCGUGAGAUUGACAAGCGCAUGAACAGCCUCAAGCCCGACCUCAUGCAGCUGCGCAAGAUCCGGGACCAGUACCUUGUGUGGCUCACCCAGAAAGGUGCCCGACAGAGGAAGAUCAACGAGUGGCUGGGAAUCAAGAACGAGACUGAGGACCAGUAUUCACUGAUGGAGGAUGAGGACGCCCUCCCCCACCACGAGGAGCGCACGUGGUACGUGGGCAAGAUCAACCGCACGCAGGCAGAGGAGAUGCUGAGCGGCAAGCGGGACGGGACCUUCCUCAUCCGGGAGAGCAGCCAGCGGGGCUGUUACGCCUGCUCCGUGGUGGUGGAUGGCGACACGAAGCACUGCGUUAUCUACCGCACGGCCACGGGCUUCGGCUUCGCGGAGCCCUACAACCUCUACGGGUCCCUGAAGGAGCUGGUGCUGCACUACCAGCACGCAUCCCUCGUGCAGCAUAACGACGCGCUCACCGUCACCCUCGCGCACCCCGUGCGUGCCCCUGGGCCCGGCCCACCACCCACCGCCCGCUGAGCCGCCCCCACCUCGCCUGCCUCCCUGGCCGUGCCCGGCUCCGAACCCCCUCCCCCAGUGAACACUCGCAGGAGGCCGACCUCCCUCUGUGCCUGCCAUGUUUACAGAGGCUGCUGGGCCACCAGCCCGGGCGCCCCGGGUCUUUAAGCCAUAGCCUCCGGGUCAGGAAGGAACUGCGCUGGGUGGUUUCCAGGAACUCGGGCCUGCACAUUCGGGGUCGGGCGGGACCCGCCCCGCGGACCCCAACUUCCCCACUUAAGGUUGAAGUGAAACCAGCCAUGGGGGUUACCCCGCAGCUGCCGAGAAGCCCCCUCCCCCCCUAAGGCAGAAUUGGAACUCUGGCCCAGGCCCUGCGAUGUUCUCCCAACUGUGCAAUCACCUCUUUGGGACAAGGGCCCUGGUGUGUCCCUGAGCCUGGACCCCACACCUGCCCAGGGCUAAGGGCACCAGGUUUUUUCGGUACGUUUAUUGAUACAAAUAUGAAACAUUGUACCUGUCAACUUUG